This is a messenger RNA of Brassica napus (rape), 879 nucleotides long. Its product is annotated as glycine-rich cell wall structural protein 1-like. The transcript has a single exon. The coding region runs from base 453 to 791 and encodes 112 amino acids. NCBI's taxonomy places the organism in Eukaryota, Viridiplantae, Streptophyta, Magnoliopsida, Brassicales, Brassicaceae. The record is from RefSeq and is a predicted model, not a curated record.
AAAAAUUGAAUGUAAUUAAUAUUUUUAAAUAUAUAAUUUUUAUUUAAAAAUUCAGGUACUCAUUUGGUUCUCGGUUCGGUUUCAAUUUUUCUGUCAUAGAUUUAUAAUUUGCUAUAUUAUUUAUGCAAUUCAAUUCAAUUUUGGUUUUUCAGCUUGGUACGGUUUGGUCCAUGGUUUUGGAUAAAUGUGCUCAAACUUAUACACUAUCUUAUAUUGAAAUUCGUUUACAAUAUAUUUAAUUAUAAAAACAAACCCGCGCUUUCGAAGCGUAACAAUGAUAAUAAAGUUGUUAAAAAAAGAGAUUAUAAAGAUUUAAAUGGGCCAUUUAAAGAUGGUUUAAAGCCCAAUACAUACGUAAGUAAUACUGGCGUCACAGAUGCAUUAUACGUAUACUUUAAUUUCUAUCGAUCUUAUCUGGUUUCACUCACUCGGAUACUCACAAUCACAAAACCAUGAGAUCAUCAGAUAACCUCUGGACCAGAAAACCAGAAGCCAAAACCGGCAAAUCUGAGUUUCCGGUUAUCAGAUUCAUCCGUAGAUACAUGGAGAACAUCAAGGACAAAGCCGGAGGUCCUGGAGUCGGCGGCGGAAUAGGCUGCGGCGCUGGACUCGGCUUCGGACUCGCCGGAGGGCUCGGGUUAGUCACUUCUGAAGGUAUUAACCAUUCCAAUGUGGUUUUUGGAAUCGGUGUGGGUUGCGGUAUUGGGGUUGGGUUUGGGUACGGGUUUGGAGUUGGUGGCGGGUUCAAUUUCGAUGACAUUGGAGAUAAAUUGACCUAUGGGAAGGAAUAGCUCCGGUUAAGAGUCCGGGUCGGGUACAGAUUCGUAUAAUGUAAUAUUAUUGUAAGAAUCGGGACGUUACUCUGCCUUUUUGUCUUAA